GGGCCAUGGUGAUUCCUGCUGACGCCUGUGGCCAGCUUUGCAUCGACGACUCCGGUUGCACCAAGAGCUGCGACUACUGCCACCCUAAGACCAUGACUUGUGUUGCUACUCGUCGUGCUCGUGAUGUUGAUAACGCUCUUGAUAACGUUCCUGGUCUUUCUGUGGCUGAUAUCUUUGAUACUGCUGUUUCUGCCAUUCCCACUUCCGUGUCUGUCAACCAGUUGAAUGGAGAUGGCGAUGUUUCCAAGUGUGGCAAGACAUGUGGUGCGGACAAGGACUGCGGUGGUGACUGUGGCCAGUGCCGUCGUUCUCAGGCUUUGGGCUUCCUUGCCUGUUUCCCUCGCAACCGGCCUCGUGACGUUGACAACACCGACUCUUGGGAGGGAUCUGGCUCUUGGGAGGGAACCGGCUCUUGGGAGGGAACCGGCUCUUGGGAGGGAACCGGCUCUUGGGAAGGUAACCACCCUCGUGGCACCGACUCUUGGGAGGGCACUGGCUCUUGGGAGACCAACAACCGUCGUGACACCGACUCUUGGGAAGGGUCUGGCUCUUGGGAGGGCACUGACUCCUGGGAGGGCAACCACCGUCGUACUGACAACUCUUGGGAAGGAUCUGGCUCUUGGGAGAACACUGGCUCCUGGGAGGGCAACCAUCCUCGUGACACCGACUCUUGGGAAGGAUCUGGUUCUUGGGAGAACACCGGCUCUUGGGAGGGCAACCACCGUCGCACCGACAACUCCUGGGAGGGAACUGGCUCUUGGGAGGGCACUGGUUCCUGGGAAGGUAACCACCCUCGUGCUGAUGACUCCUGGGAGAACACUGGUUCCUGGGAAAACACUGGCUCUUGGGAGGGCAACCACUAAAGGAGGUAGCUUGAAUAGUUAGAACUUCCAACUCUUCGGAGGGAACAUAUGCAGUUUAGGAAGGGCGGCACUCGAGGGUAGCUAGCUAUGAUUAGUACUACUGCUUACAUAC
Penicilliopsis zonata CBS 506.65 is the source of this 975-nucleotide messenger RNA. RefSeq lists its product as hypothetical. The record is from RefSeq and is a predicted model, not a curated record. The coding region runs from base 6 to 863 and encodes 285 amino acids. Lineage: Eukaryota; Fungi; Ascomycota; Eurotiomycetes; Eurotiales; Aspergillaceae. The transcript is spliced from 3 exons.